AUGAAUCAAUCAACCCAGCCAGACCGCGUUGAAUGUGAGCAUGCAGUACAACUGAUAGAUUGGAUUUCAUCACCUACAAAUCGUUCGAUGGUCUAUCGAGAAGAAUGUACUCAAUGUUUUGAUUCACAAGAUAGUCCAUCUGGAAUUGAUGUUUGUUUACAAUGUUUUAAUGGUGGUUGUGCGAGUCCUGAUCAUCAUCACGCAAAGCAUCAUGCGAUCAAUCAAAACCAUUCAUUAGCCUUAAACAUUAAACGGAUCUCAAAACCUAAAUCUCAAAGAACCAAUGAAUCAGAACCACCUCUAAAGAAACUAGCGAUUCGUGAAGAAAAUCCAAUCGAUCAAUACGAGUUUGUUAGUUUUCUCAAAUGUUAUGCUAUGGGUUGUGAUGGUCAUCCGAUCUCGACGCCUCCAAGUCUUGAUGCUAUCAGUACUGCUAUUCUUAAUUCGACUCCUUCUGCUAGAUUAAAUGAAGUGGCUGCAUGGGAAGAACAAAUCGAAAAAUGUGCUCAUGUUACCGGACUGAAACAACAAGACAAUCCAACGAAUCCAAUCCCACAAGUUUCUUCUACUUGUCACGCUUGUGAAUUAUCUUCAAACCUGUGGUUUUGUUUAGAAUGUGGAAGUUUGGGUUGUGGUCGUUCUCAGUUCGGUGGAACCGGUGGGAAUAGUCAUGCAUUGAAACAUUAUAAUGAUACAGGUCAUUGUGUGAAUGUUAAACUCGGUACGAUCACUGCUGAAGGAUCUGCAGAUCUGUAUUGUUAUAAUUGUGAUGAUGCUAGAAUUGAUAGUGAUUUACAAACACAUUUGGCUCAUUUUGGAAUCGAGCUUGAAAAACAAGAAAAAACUGAAAAGAGUAUGACUGAAUUGCAAGUUGAACAUAAUCUCAAGUUUGAUUUCUCGAUGACUGGUGAGGAUGGUCAACAUCUUGUACCUGUACAUGGACCUGGUCUUACUGGUUUAAAGAAUUUGGGAAAUAGUUGUUACAUAGCUUCUGUUUUACAAAUGCUAUUUUCACUUAGUCCAUUCCAGUCUCAAUACUAUAACAAUUUCGUAUCACAUGCAUCUACCUGCACUGCACCAUUCCCUUCAGAGUGUUUAGACUGUCAAAUGAACAAAAUCGCACACGGUUUACUUUCGGGUCGAUAUGCUAUACCUAACAAUGAUCCUAUCACACCACCACUAGUAGAUGUGAAAGCUGAAAUUGAACCAUCUCAUCCGCCUACACCGGCUGCUGCUUUCCAAAAAGGGAUUAGUCCAAUGAUGUUCAAAGCUUUAGUUGGACGUGGACAUCAUGAAUUUUCGACUAUGAAACAACAAGAUGCCGAAGAAUUUCUUGGAUAUUUGUUUGAAACGAUUCAAGGACACAUCAAAAAGAUUGAAACUGAUCAAAAUCCAGAUGUUAAAUUGACCGAUCCUACUGAACCUUUUAGAUUUCAAUUAGAACAAAAACUUCAAUGUGAGAAUUGUAAAGGAGUGAAAUAUAAAUUAGAAGAUCAUAUGACUUUAAGUCUUCCGGUACCUGCGAUUCCGAUGAUGAGUCAUGGAGAAGAAGAAAAAGAGAACAGUGGUGAGACUGAAGUGGGAAAGAAGGCUUAUCAACCGGUCACUUUGGAACAGUGUUUGGAAAGCUUUAUGGCUUGUAAUUCAGUGGAGUAUACUUGUCCAAAGUGUCGGAUUAAAACUACUGCUUUGACGUCAUCUCGGAUUGGAUCGUUUCCUAAAUACUUGAUUGUGCAUGCUCGUCGGUUCGAGGUGGUGAAUUGGGUUCCAAAAAAAUUAGAGGUACCUUUGAUGAUCGAAGGAGACAAGAUCGAUUUAGAACCUUAUCUUGGUCAAGGUCAAGAAGUAGGGGAGGAAUUGUUACCAGACCUUGAAGAGGCUUCAUCACCUGCUGUACCUGAGGUGAAUGAAGAAACAUUGAGUGUUUUGAUGAGUAUGGGAUUCCCGAAAUGGAGAUGUUUGAAAGCUAUACAUGCAACUGGUAAUCGUAAUUUACAAGUUGCAACUGAUUGGUUGUUUGAACGUAUGGAUGAUGAUUUACAUGAAAAAGAUUUGGCUCUUGCUGCACCUAAGGUUCAUCCAGAAGGAAAUAUAUCGGGGUUACAAGAAAUGGGGUUUACCGAGAAUCAAGCUAGGAAAGCUUUACGAGUGUCGAAAGGAAAAAUGGACAUUGCAGUUGACUGGUUAUUUAAUCAUCCAGAAGAUGAAGGAGAAGAACGGCUCUUCGGACCUGAUGAUGUAUUGAAAGAGGAUCGACCACCAUCUGUUCUUGGAGAUCGAAACUUACCGGCUCAGUAUCGACUUCAAGGGUUUGUUUCUCAUAAAGGUCCAUCUGUACAUAGUGGACAUUAUGUGGCACAUUUAAGGUUUAAGAAAUCGAACGAGAAAUCGAAUGAGAAUGGGGUGAAUGUGAAGGAAGAUUGGGUGUUUUUUAAUGAUGAGAAAGUCAUGGAAGCUAAUGAAGGAAAAUUGAGUGCUAAAGCUUUAUCUCCGUAA
Messenger RNA from Melampsora larici-populina 98AG31, 2496 nucleotides. RefSeq lists its product as uncharacterized. Lineage: Eukaryota; Fungi; Basidiomycota; Pucciniomycetes; Pucciniales; Melampsoraceae. Gene Ontology annotation, biological process: protein deubiquitination. Gene Ontology annotation, molecular function: zinc ion binding; cysteine-type deubiquitinase activity; protein binding. The record is from RefSeq and is a predicted model, not a curated record. The coding region runs from base 1 to 2496 and encodes 831 amino acids. The transcript has 13 exons.